GCUUUGUCUAUGGAAGAUAGCAAUACAGUUACGACCUGUCUGCGGCCUUGAGCGAAUGAAAACGGAGAUAAAAUACAAGUUUAAGACACUUGGGCUUUUUAAAUUAUGUGGACACAGAAUCCAGGGCAUCCAGGUUCAAGUUAAGGAUCGUGGACGACAAUUUAAAGACGCUUAAUAGCAAACAAAACAAACUUUUUCAAGCAUUUGAGACGUACGAAGAAAGAAACCAGUGAACCCCCCCUCCCCCCGGAUCGAGUCAUGUCUCGCCGCAGAAGCCGCAGCACGUCACCAGGACGUUAUUCACGCUCCUGCAGCAGUAAUGAUCCUAGAGAUUUGGAGAGAAGGAUUUUUGUUGGGAAUUUGCCGACCUCUGACAUGGAAAAGAAGGAUUUGGAAGACCUGUUCAACCCAUACGGGAAAAUAGUCGGCGUAUCCAUGUUUCGUGGGUUUGGAUUUGUACAAUUUGAACGCAUUGAGGAAGCCGAAGCUGCAAAGGCGGCCCAAAAGGGUCGAAUAUAUAAAGGUUAUAAAAUAGAUGUAAAUAUGGCAGUGGAGAGACGGCAAGCUAAACCUCAAUCCCAGCAGAGCCCUCCACGAAGGGCCCCGUAUAGCAGUUAUGGGGACAGCAAAGAACCCCGGGGUCGGUCCCGUUCACCCGUUUAUGGGCGUGAUGGGCGUGAUGGACGUGAGUCUCGGGACAGCCGUGAUGGGAGGGACUCGGGUAGAGAGGCGAGGCCGGGUGGCCACUCUCGUGACCACGAUUACCGGUACCGUAGCUCAGAGAGCAGAGACAAGGACCCCAGAAGUGACCCCAGAAGUGACCCUAGAAGUGACCCUAGAAGUGACCCCAGAAGUGACCCAAGGGAUCCUGCAUACAGCAGAGAUGAUUAUGACAGAUACUACCGCAGUGGCAGUGGUGCAGAAGACUAUUACCGAAGGAAGGAUGAACCCUACAGGGACCCUUACAGAGAUCCCUGGAAUGGACGCCGUGAGCCAGAGGCAGAUGAUCGUGCUCGACCAGAAGAGCGUCGGCGUAAUGAAUUGUAUCGACAGUACUAUGAAGAACUCCAACGGCGCUACGACACUGACCGUCCCGUUGACUGCUCUGUGAUAGUCGUCAAUAAGGCGCAAAAUAGGGAGUAUGCUGAGACGGUCGGGCGGAAGGUCCGUGACUUGGGCAUGGUGGUGGACCUGAUCUUCCUCAACACAGAAGUGUCACUAACCCAGGCUCUGGAGGAUGUAGGCCGAGCCCGCACUCCCUUUGCCAUCAUCAUUACCCAGCAGCACCAGGUCCACCGAUCCUGCACUGUCAACAUCUUGUUCGGCACACCACAAGAGCAUCGAAACAUGCCAAUGCAGGAUGCCAUGAUGCUAGUUGCCCACAACUAUGACGCUUACAAAGUUGAAAACCGUGAGAAAGAACGUGAGGAGAUCGCCAGAAAGGCUGCCAAGAUGGCAGACGACGUAUUACUCAGGGAGCCUGACAGAGAGAGCCACCCCAUUUCUGUGCUCACUGCCAUUACGCUGCUGUCUGAAAACAGAUUUGUGACCCCUGAGGAGUUGGACAGUCUCAUUGCAUACCUGAAGGACAAAAGAGCCCGGCUGGUACGAAGCGCUGCAGACCCUCUUUCAGCUGCAGUCCAUGUUGCAGCUCCUGCAGACGUUCCGCCCUCAGCUGCAGGACUGCCACCCUCAUCCCAUUCUACCCUCACAGCCACACAGUCCAGCCACCUCGGCCUGUCCGCUGGUUCUAGCGCCUCAGCUAACCCCAGCCAUCAGCAGGAGCUGCAGGCUAAAAUCCUCAGCCUGUUCAACAGCGGCUCCGGAGCCUCAGUAGGCGCUGGUGGCCUGCCCUCCGCCUCCUCCCAUUCGCAGGCCUACAGUUCCCUUGGCCCGCCCCCUUCCCAGAAUCCACCCCGCCCAGCCAUGCCUGGCCCUCUUCCAGCUGGAUCCCAGGGUUACGGCACCCCACCGGGCCGCAUGCCAGUUGCACCAGGUGGUCAGAGGCCCCCCACCUCUGCCUCAGGUAUCAAUUUUGACAACCCAAGUGUCCAGAAAGCUCUUGACACACUCAUUCAGAGCGGACCAUCUCUUAACCACCUGGUGAACACUGGGGCAUCCCAGCCACCCCCCCGACCAGCACCUGGCAUGGGCCAGGCCCCGUCUAUGUCCAUGUAUCCCCGACACUACUGACGGAGUGUAGAAUAUUAAUUACUUCUAAUGUGAGGUCCACCUUUCCCUCUGAUACUAGUAGACACAACACUGUGUUUACCAGCUGUGUAUAGGUAAACCGUAGAGAUGUUUUUGUAAAAGCUUUUAAUUUUUUUUUUUUUUUUAUUAAAUCUUUUUAUUCUAGGCGUUGUCCUCAGUCAAAUUUGAUGACUUGUUCAGACUACUUAAUGGUCUACAUUUUCAAUCGUUAUUAACCAGAAGACAAUUGGAGUCUUCUUGCGUGUGAGUUCAACAAUGAAGAAAUGGUGCAUGUCUGAAGUACAUUUUGGUUCUUGAUGGACACCUUAGUUGUUUUCCAGCCGUGAUCUGUUCUGUGUUUUCAUUGUCAAAAUGAAGACAUUAUUAAAAACUCAAGACACAA
Messenger RNA from Seriola dumerili (greater amberjack), 2593 nucleotides. It is a transcript of the gene ncoa5, whose product is annotated as nuclear receptor coactivator 5. The transcript is spliced from 12 exons. The record is from RefSeq and is a predicted model, not a curated record. Gene Ontology annotation, cellular component: nucleoplasm. Gene Ontology annotation, biological process: regulation of signal transduction. Gene Ontology annotation, molecular function: RNA binding. Lineage: Eukaryota; Metazoa; Chordata; Actinopteri; Carangiformes; Carangidae. Bases 259 to 2193 code for a protein of 644 amino acids.